This is a messenger RNA of Cyclopterus lumpus (lumpfish), 5812 nucleotides long. It is a transcript of the gene fam160a1a, whose product is annotated as family with sequence similarity 160 member A1a. The record is from RefSeq and is a predicted model, not a curated record. NCBI's taxonomy places the organism in Eukaryota, Metazoa, Chordata, Actinopteri, Perciformes, Cyclopteridae. The coding region runs from base 783 to 3728 and encodes 981 amino acids. The transcript has 14 exons.
AGGAUUAAUGCAGUUUCACUUAAGUGUGUGUGUGCGUGUGUGCGUGUGUGUGUGGUGUGUGUUCCGCGCUGCCGAGCAGGUUAAGUAGCUCGGUUACACGGAUAAUAACUCCGCGUACUGUUAUGAAAGGGGGACAUUAUGGAGCAGUGACAAGGAGUGACCCGGUUAUUUAUUCCUGAGAGGAAAUAGCGGCUGUGUGUCGGUGCGUAAACCGGCUGAGCGGCUCUUUACUCACGAACCGGAGAGGAUCCGUCCGACGCAUCGUGGCAUCCGCGUGCGUGUGUUUGUUUGUUUGUUUGUUUGUUUGUCAGCACCUGGAAAAAGUUACUUCACAGCGGAAGUCUGAGGGGAAGCCGAGCUCUGCUGGUCCACCACACCGGGAAGGAGACCGCACGCAUGUCGGUGUGGAGUUACCAACCAACGGCAUGCAUGUUUCAUGGCGGGGCCAUCCUGUGUGAGUGACAGUCCUUUUUACAGGUGCUCUCCUCCUCCUCACCUGCGGAAUCAAUGUGACCCUCAGUCAGCUGACCGGAGGCCAGUUUGUGGGAAGAAAAAACUGUUGUUGUUCUCUCUGUUUCGCCCUGCUGCUCAGCUCACAGGGAAGGACAAGAAAUGAGGGCCUUGUCUGCGUAGCGAAGCGUCCCAGUUAGUUAAAGAUGGUUCAGCGAAGGUCCCCUGUGAUUAUGCUUCCUCCCGUGGUUACGGUUGCACCAGUAAGCAGUCGGGAAUGUCCACCUCCUGCCUAUGACAUGGUUUAACCCACUCACGAUCCGGUCACCGUGAUGGCCUCCAUGGUUGCCAAUGGAAACCCAGAUGGGCCGUCUCUGGUCUUAAAAGGGGUGGAUCCGGAGACCUGCAUGAUUGUGUUCAAGAACCACUGGUCUCAGGUGGUGAAGAUCCUGGAAAAGCAUGAUCCCCUGCGCGGCACCUCCACCCUGCCCUCCCUCAGUGUCCUCAACCUCAGCGGCGGCCCUCGCUUCGGCCCCGUCCCCGGAGACGAGGCGAGCGCGGUGCAGAACUACGUGGAGCACAUGCUGUUCCUGCUGAUGGAGGAGGAGAGCGGUCAGGCCGGCGCCAUGGGCCCCAUCCUGGAGUUUGUGGUGAUGGAGAACGUGAUGGAGCGUCUCUUCGUGUGGAGCCUCCGCCGGGAGUUCACGGACGACAUGAAGCUGGAGCAGCUCAAGAUGUACGAGAUGCUGGCGGGCCAGGCGCGCCAGCCCCUGCUGCACCACAAGCCCAUCCUGCGGCCGCUCAUCAUGCUGCUGUCGUCCUGUUCGGGCACCGCGGCGCCGCAGGUGGAGGCCGAGCUGGUGCUGCUGCUCAACCAGCUGUGCUGCGUUCUGGCAAAAGACCCCUCCAUCCUGGAGCUGUUUUUCCACACCAGCGAGGACCAGGGAGCCACCAACUUCCUCAUCUUCUCCCUGCUCAUCCCCUUCAUCCACCGGGAGGGCACAGUGGGCCAGCAAGCCAGAGAUGCACUGCUGCUCAUCAUGUCGCUCUCUGCCGAGAACGAGCGAGUGGCCAAACACAUCGCGGAGAAUACCUACUUCUGUCCGGUUCUGGCCACCGGGCUGAGCGGCUUGUACUCGUCUCUGCCCACGAAGCUGGACUUCCCCAGUGCCGAUUGGCACUGCCUGCACAAAGAGGACUGGCUCCGGGUGCCGUCCCUCGUCCAGUUCCUCAACUCGCUGGAGUUCUGCAACGCUGUAAUUCAGGUGGCCCACCCGGAUAUCAGAGACCAGCUGGUUAGCUACAUCUACAAGGGAUUCCUCGUGCCUGUCCUAGCACCCGCUCUCCACAAGCUGACCCUGGAAGAGGUGAUGACCACCACAGCAUACCUCGACCUCUUCCUGAGGACGGUCUCUGAGCCGACGCUGCUGCAGACCUUCCUCUCCUUCAUCCUCCUCCACCGACAUGAGAACGUCCACAUUUUAGACACUCUGGUCAGCCGCAUCAACACGCCGUUCCAGUUGGGCACUGUGUCCCUGGCACUCUUCCGCACUCUGAUUGGCUUAUACUGUGAAGACGUGAUGCUGCAGCUCAUAUUGAGGUACCUGAUCCCCUGUAAUCACAUGAUGUUGAGUCAGAGGCGUGUUGUUGGGGAGAGGGACUGCUACUCUGUGUCAGCAGCCAAGAUCCUGGCGUUAACGCCGUCCUGCUGCUCUCCCGAUCACAGCCCCCCGCCUCUCCGACAGCUGGACUCCAUCCUCUUUUCCAAGGGUGCAGAGACUCCCAACAACACCAGCGCCACGGAGGAGAGGGAGAGCUUCGUAGAGGAUGACGAUGGCUCGGGUAACUCCUGCACCAUCGGCUCAGAGAUCUACCUGGAUGUCAGUUAUCUUCAUUACCUCUACGACGCCCGUCUGAGCAUCAGCAGCUGCAUAAAGGCCUGCCAGGUUUGGUCCGCCCCGUACGACGGCGAGGACCCCCCACCUGAGAAAUACCAGCCCGGCGUGCUGGAGGAGCCCGGGCUGAAGAGUUGGCAAACCCAGAUGGCUUUCAAGCGAGUUCCGCACCCGCUAGCGCCUCGGCCCUGCCCGCCGCCCAGAACGGAGCCGCCCUCCAUCACCCAGCAGGAGCUGGAGUGGGACGAUAGCUACGAUGCGUGCCCGGUGCAGACCGGACAGGCCCCUGUGGAGCCUAAACGUCCACAGCCGCCUCCUGCUGAGCCCCCGAAGCACAUCCAGGAGAUGAGGAAAACAGCCAUCAUGUUUGUACAAGGUUCGUAUAUUGAGGAAAACGAGUUCCAGGACGACGUCAUGGUGUACGACCUCGUUGCCAAGAAAGACACCAGAGAUAUUGAAAGCGUUAGGCUCAAAUCCAGCGGGUCGGAACCGGGAUCAGCGGAGGUUCCCCUAAAAAACGGACUCAGUUUAACACUUCCAACCUCUGUGAUGGCUGAUAAAAAUACCUCGGACACGAAGGCCAAAGGUCAGACAGAUUGUAAUUCCCACCUGCAAAACACCACAGCUGCCGAGCCGGGUGACGAGCUUUUGGCUCAAUACGAGGAGCUCAUUCGCACGUUGGACACCAAAGCAGGUGGAAAGCAGUUCAGACCCGAUGGAGAGUUCAAGAAGCCCGUCACGCCUGCAGAGGAGGACGAGGAUGAGGAGGAGGAGGAGAUGGAUUUCACCUCCUUCUCCGCUGAGACGCCAGAGCCCGAGAAACUGCAGUCACCGUUCGGGCCCAAGUUUGGCAGCGGAAGUGUAGGAAGAAAGACGUCGGCGCCUUUCACCGGUCCGUUUGUCAGCGUGCUGCUGUCUCGUCUGGAGAACAUGCAGAGCAACACGCUUCAAGUCAACUUGCUGCUGACGGGCAUCCUGGCCCAGCUGGCGGCCUACCCUCAGCCUCUCUUGCGCUCUUUCCUUCUCAACACCAACUUGGUCUUCCAGCCGACGGUUCGCUCCCUUUACCAGGUACUGGCCACCGUGAAGAACCAGAUAGAAGAGCAGUCCGCCACCAGAACAGACUUCCCAGAGCUGAUCACUGCCGCCCAACACUGGCUGCUGGCCAGAGAGACUUCCCUCACAGCUGCAGACGACAGCAGAAGCUCCGCCCACGGCGAGGCCGCAAGGAUGAGGAAGAGUUCGCCGCCGCCCAAACCCAAAGCCAUCUCUCUGGAGCGGACGGAAGUCUUCGCCACCGUCCUCUUCACGGAGUUCCUCAAAGAACUGGCUGCUAUCGCACAGGAGCACUCCAUCUUAUCGUACAUUCCUAUGGAAGAGUGAUCGAGUCCCAGUAGAGUCCAGUGACUGAAAGACUUAUAAAGUUUUUUUAAACAAUGAUUUUAUGGUCUUUUUUUUCAGGCACUUUUUGAUGAAAAAAAGUCUUAGCCCACGCAAGCAAAGAUAAUCAGUUCAUAACAACUUUAAUUUAAUCUUUCUACUUCUGUCUGGCAGCCAAGAAGGAGGCGUAGACUUUGAGCUGUUUGCUGAGGCCUGCACCAGCCCGAUAAUGCUCAUAAGAGCGAGCACCAGGUCCACCGACCAAAGACUGUACAGAGAAGAUUUGAGCAAAAACAGCAACGUGUUCUGAAGCAAUCAUCAGCUCUUAUCUGGACUUCCGAAUGCCGCUGCUCAGUGUGGAUCUGUUAAAUACUCAGGUGGCUUUUCGGAGAGUUGUUGCCUCUUUGCCGUAGGAUUACGCGCCAUAUCUGAGCACCGCGUGGAGCCUCGGCCGCUCUCGCAGGGCGAGCCUUUGAAUUAACAGCAUUAAAAUGUCAUUUGAAGAUUUAACUGUCGGAGCCGACAUCGUCACACCUCCAGACGUCUUAUGCAACCGUUACAUGACAACUUUUUGUUUUGGGGCAAAACCGGUGGGUCACAUUUGGUGUUUAGGUGUACAUUUGUUUUGGUAUUUUAUUUUUGUUCCGGUAAUUCGUGACGGUACCUCAGGAGUCUUUCUCUAAACGGCCUUCGGGUGAAGCCAUUUCUCUACAAUGCACUAGUUUCUCGCAUCAGUGGGCUUCUCGAGACCUGACCUCCGAAACCAGAAUUAUUCAUGCUCUAUUUAAUUUGCCUUACUUUAGUAACGCUUUAUGAUGUACAUAUUGUUAGAAACAGAGUUCUAAUGACACAGGACACUAUGCAAAUCGUGGAUAUUUUGGGUAUAAUUAGAUAUUUUCAGAACGGGAAGGGGUAUUUAAGAGUUUCUAUCGCCAUAUUAGUUUCUUUUCACGUGGUUAUAUUAAAGGCUAGUUGUUACGGUUUGUGAUUAUUUUCUAUUGAGGGAUUGUGUAGGGUUUUGUAGUUGUGAUAAGUCUCACAUCACUGCUAAGAGAGUCGUAGUUUUGCAUCUGUUGGAAAAUAUCUCGCAUUGAAACGGUUACAGAGGGCAAAAUGUCGAACAUUGCCUUUCUUUUAGUCCAGGUAUUGCACAUGGUUGUUAAAAUGAGACAAUACAAGAUGUAUAUUUUGUUACAAAUCAUGCCUCAGCUUUCUUAAUGAAUUUACCAGGACAGAAAUACUUCUUAAUUAGUGCCUAAAUUAUGAUUUCUGUUCACAUUAAUGCCUAAUUUCAAAUGGAUUUACACAGGAACGUAUUGUUUUUGUUGAAGUUGUCGAUUGUCAAAGUGACGCUCUACAUAUUUUAUUCCUUCACAGAAGACAAACCAGGUUUCUAGGAGUGCAACAAUCACGUCAUCUAUUCACAACUUGAUGUCAAGAUAUAGUUCAUAUAAUGUGGACAUUUACCUUGGAAAUAUAGUCUUUUUAUAAUAGAAUUGUAUGCAGAAAAAUAUGUAAAAUGAUGAGAACUGUUUGUACAGAGCUCAUUAUGUCUGAGAUAAUGGAUAAUGGAAAAAAAGAGUAAAUUAUUAAGUGUAAGUCUGUAAAUCUUUCAAAACUACACUUUGUUGUAAAUCAUCUCAUAAGACAAAGAAUUGUUUUUAACUUUAGUCUUAAACCUGGAUUGUGUGUUUUUGUUCCUAUUUAAAUCCAUUCAGUUUCUACUUGCAACAGAUCAUGCAGUGGGAUCUUUAUUUGUACAAUAAGGGCUUGGAAGUGUAUAUUUGUCAGAGUGGUUAAAGUAUUUCUCUCUGGUAAAAGACUGUUUUUCACACUACAGUCUCACUGCAGACACCUCAGCCAGCACACAUUCAUUCAGUCUGGGUAAACAAGCCCAGCACAGCAUGACAAUCUCUGUUGUGGCAUGAAGAUGUGCGUUAUGACCAAGAUCAUAGACAAGUUUCUGUCUCCGUGGGUUUUUAUUCCAAAGAUUCAACCUUUCUUACACCAUUCGGCCUCAGUUUUCUGUCCAAGACCCAAAGGCAUGCCUCUUUUAAUAAAGCCAACUUCUGGUAAAUGAAACUGGA